Molecule: messenger RNA, 1456 nt
Organism: Pseudomyrmex gracilis
Lineage: Eukaryota; Metazoa; Arthropoda; Insecta; Hymenoptera; Formicidae
Product: diphthine methyltransferase
Exons: 4
Coding region: 183-1292 (369 amino acids)
Molecular function (GO): protein binding
Source: RefSeq, a predicted model, not a curated record
CGGUUGUGUUGGUGAGUGUGUGUGUGUCGUAAGUCCGUGAAAGUAAUUGAAUAUUUGCAUAUUUCAUGUGUUUGUCGCGCCGCAAUCGGCCGUGAUAAACACACAUUAAUUCGACACCGCACAGUCUCAUGAGUCGCUUCGCCGAACGUGCUUCACACAAUAAUUAAGAUAAGCCGUCAGAAAUGGCAGCGGGGGUGUAUGUUUCAGUUUUGGACAUAUUCACCACAGAAUUCUCGCCGGAUUCUGUCGAGUGGUGUCACGCAGAAUCUUAUCGGGAUAUAUUAGCUUGCGGAACUUAUAAGUUAAACGAGGGCGACAAAACGAGUUGUAAACGCAACGGAAAAAUUUACUUGCUCCGUUUAAUAAACGAGGGAAAAUUAGAACUGAUACAGCAAAUAGAAACACUAGCUAUAUUAGACAUGAAGUGGGUUUGCACCGGUGACAUUGACAACAAUCAGAUAUAUCUCUGCGUUGUCAAUUCCAGUGGAUUUCUGCAGAUGUAUCAGUUGACGAGCGAGAACGACGAGACGAGAUUGAAGUUUCUCACGGAAAAGAAGGUCAAUAUGUGUCACAAGGACAUCCUGGCGCUGUCCUUGGACUGUUCCAUCGGAAGAAGCUGUUUCCUGGCUCCUCCCUUGAAUCUGCACAUCGUCGCGAGUGACAGCGAAGGAUGCAUAUCUUAUUUCAAAUGGGACGAAACGGACAGUCUGCAGAGGAUCUCUAUGUGGCGCGGGCAUGAGUUCGAGUCAUGGUGCGUGAGCUUCGAUCAUCACGAUGACAAUAUCAUUUAUUCUGGAGGUGACGACAACAAGUUCACAGUUUACGAUGUCAGAAUAAAUUCCUGUGCGUCGCACACCAGAAUGCAUUCCGCCGGUAUAACCAGUAUACACAACAACGCUCUCAGCCCGUUUCUGUUGGCGACCGGAAGUUACGAUCACACUCUGAAGUUGUGGGACAAGAGAAACUUUAAUCAGCCAACGUCGCAGAUCGCAUUUCAAAGUGGAGUCUGGCGAAUAAGAUGGGAUCCGUUUAAGCACGAAUAUCUACUCGUCGCUUGCAUGUACGGCGGUUACAAUCUCGUCGAUUGUAGACACGGAACAAUACAAUCCGUUAUAGGUCACUACAAUUACGGAUCUCAGAGUCUCGCGUACGGUUGUGACUGGUCAUUUUUGACGAAGGAAGAUCUUCAACGUCUGAGUAUACGUUCUGGAGACAACUUGGUAGGCACGUGUUUUUAUCAAGAUUGCGCUCUUUGCAUAUCCGCAGUCAAUGUAAACUUUAACGAAGAGUAGGCAAAUUGAAAAAAAAAAAAACAUUUACCGUGGGACCCAAAUAGAUUAAACUAAAACAUUUUAUGCAAACGUUAUGCGAGCGUUAUGUAUAUAGAAAUUUUUAUAUAAAAUGUGUACGCGAGAAGAUAUACUCAAAGGAUACAUGUGUAUAUUAUAUAUGUACA